Molecule: messenger RNA, 2233 nt
Organism: Glossina fuscipes
Lineage: Eukaryota; Metazoa; Arthropoda; Insecta; Diptera; Glossinidae
Exons: 4
Coding region: 820-2211 (463 amino acids)
Source: RefSeq, a predicted model, not a curated record
GAAGCAGUUAACACACAAUUAACAAGUUACUUUCGCAUUAAGUUUCUGGUGAAGUUGUUUUGUCUUAAGGCAGUCUUUUCGUAAAUUGUUACUGAAAAUUGACAACGUGUGAUACAAGAGCGUACUAAAUUUGUGCGGGUGUAUGCAACAUCCAGAAGGACUUGAGAUAGAUCCACACGUUAUUGUACCUAUCGAUUGAGAAUCAUUUCUCUGUACGUGCGGCCAUCGUUUUUUCUGUUGUUGAACCUGUAGGCAGCGACUGUUAAGAUAUAUUCAUGAAAUUGAGUACACUGAUAUGCUUUUGCCCAAGGUGAUUGAAAAUAGUUCGGAUCGGAUCACGUUUUCGAUCACUUCUCAUCUAAAGUAUUAUUUUGAAAAGUCGUUGUAUGAAUAACUAUGUUAAAAGAAGUAGUGCAGGCCAUUGAAGGAUGGGCCGUGAUCCAGUGCUUUUACUUGUUCAAAUUAGCCUCACUAUGCCCGCCAUAGCGGAAUUGGAAUCAAAUUCACCCUUGAGCCGCGAAAUUCUUCUGCCUUUUAUUAUAUUUUCUAUCUCUUCAAAUCGUGUUAAAAUGUAUGCGGUGUUCAUCGCGCUGCCCAUUUAAACAAAAACUCAAACUACUUCAACUUCUGAUUUUCAAUAUAUUUCUACUUAAAUCACUCGGAAAAAUUAGUAAAAUAUUUGUUCAAAAUUAAAUAGUCUCUUACGGACACUCUAGUUAUAGAGAGGUUAUCUUAAACAACGCAAAAAACGGGAACUUUGAAAUAAACAAAAAAAAAAAAAAAAAAAAAAUACAAACAAUAUACAAUUAUUCUCUUGCAAUGCCAACGAUUCCAAUAAAUUUUUAUUUUAUUUUUUAUAUAUUAUUUGCAAUAACGCCAAACUUUCCUUACUCAAAAGCGGAAAACUUACCAACUUUAAAAUGUUACAAUUGCAAUUCGGAAGUUGAUGGCUUAAAUUGUACCACGAAUUUGAAACACUUGCAGCCAACAUUAUGUAAAAAUAGUUACGACAAGUGUUAUAUGAAAAUCGGUAUGAACGGUGAUAUACUUCGGGGUUGCGUAGCAGCAGAUGCCGUAACAACAAGUUGCCAGGCUCCAUCCUGUGCAGUAUGUGAAUUCGAAGGCUGUAAUGAUCAUAAUGUUUGCAAAAGUUGUUCUACUAGUGACGCAGAUUGCUCCAGGACUAAUGUUUCGGAUAAAAAAUUCGAUGAAAUCUGUGAAAGUUCACAGACCGAAUGCUUGGCAAAAGUGAUUGACGGAAAAGUGGAAAGGCGCUGUGCUCAAAAAACUGAUCAAUGCAGCAACAACGACACUUGUAUUGUAUGCUCUGGCGCUCUUUGUAACGACGGUAUAUUUCCAAGGGAACGUUUGUCUUGCUUCCAGUGCAACGGAGAAGGUUGUAAAAAUCCAUUCGAGCCCUUUCAGGCGGGAAGAACUUGUUACAAUUAUAUUGAAAAUGAUAAAUGUUACACAUACGGCGACAAUGAUACAAAUAUGCAACGGGGUUGUGUAUCAGACGAACUCAAUCCGUGUGCAGGAGAUAACCAAAGCACUGGCAAAUGUUUACUAUGCAAUUCAAAUGAUUGCAAUUCGCGCUCUUAUAAAAGACCACAAACACUAAAAUGCAUUCAAUGUGAAGGUAGUAAAGAAAGCACCGAAUGCUUUAACUUACAGGAUCCGAAUUUGGCUACAGAUUGCAGCAAAAAAGAACUUAUUUACACUGACGAAGGGGCGUGUUACACACACCUGAAAAAUAAUUUUGUGCAAAGAGGUUGUCUGUAUGAGCAUAUGGCAAAUGAAGGCGAAUGUAAAGAGGAGAAUGGUUGCGAGAAAUGCUCUGGAGUGGAUGGUUGCAAUCACAAGGAAAUAACAUUCAAGUUUACAUGCAUUGUGUGCCGCAGUGAUACGAAUACUAAAUGCCGAACUAAUGCAAGAAAUAUAAAGGGAGCAAGUUGUCGUGCCGACGCUGGUUGGAGUAAAGGUUGCUUCUAUGGCAUCUGGAACAAAGUCAUUAUACGUGGUUGCUAUGUCGAUGCCCAUGAACAAAUGCAAUAUGUAUGUUCGGAUAAAAGUAACACUCAGUGCCACGUUUGUGAGGGUAACGAUUGCAAUACAUCUGUCUUGUCUAAUGCCAGCGCACUUAAUGCGUUAACUAAUUUACAUCUACAACAUCUUUUGAGCUUAUUAAUUAUGAAAUUUUAUUUCAUUUAAAAAUGUUUUGAAAUUACAUUGC